GUGGUGGCCUUGGGAGAUGUGCCCGAUGGGACGCUGGUGACGGUGAUGGCUGGAAAUGAUGAAAACUACUCCGCAGAACUCAGAAAUGCCACAGCCGCCAUGAAAAACCAAGUAGCAAGGUUCAACGACCUCCGAUUCGUGGGUAGAAGUGGAAGAGGGAAGAGCUUCACGCUGACUAUCACCGUCUUCACAAAUCCACCACAAGUAGCCACAUACCACAGAGCCAUCAAGAUAACAGUGGACGGACCUCGCGAACCCAGAA
This is a messenger RNA of Tauraco erythrolophus (red-crested turaco), 262 nucleotides long. Lineage: Eukaryota; Metazoa; Chordata; Aves; Musophagiformes; Musophagidae. The record is from RefSeq and is a predicted model, not a curated record.